Liolophura sinensis is the source of this 1508-nucleotide messenger RNA. RefSeq lists its product as uncharacterized. The transcript is spliced from 3 exons. The coding region runs from base 97 to 975 and encodes 292 amino acids. The record is from RefSeq and is a predicted model, not a curated record. Lineage: Eukaryota; Metazoa; Mollusca; Polyplacophora; Chitonida; Chitonidae.
GAUGAAACGUGCUGUCCUUGUGCAAGCUGUGGUUAGUUACUUGACAUGUUGUAACAAACUUUGUUUCCUGUUAAACAUAGCAAAAAAAUAGGCCAAAUGCAUCGUGUUCAACGACUCGUUCGGUCUUUUCCAUCGUUAAACCUGAAGCUAGAAGUGGACACAUGUCAGCGACGAGCUGACCUGGUGCUUCCUGGACUGAGAUAUGAUGACAUGGAUAUUACAGGAAGGCCUGAUGUCUUGCGUGUUUACAAAAUGAUGACAAGAGUGGAGCUGGCGGCAUUCUAUAAUGAAAUUCCAUAUUUGGACAUGAAUGAGUUAAAUAACAAGAACAUAGCCACGGUUACAAAAGCCUCCCAGAUUGAAAUGAGGAGAGAGUUUUAUGACAAGACUGUGGCCAAAGCACCGCUGGCAGUGAAUCUUAGACUUGUUUACGUGGGAGACACAUCGUUUGUCACUCUUACAGAUUUCUCCUGUGGUGGAAGAAUGAAACCAUCUGUCAAGGUCACCAAUGUACAUUCUUUUACCGACAGCCACACGAACAAGGUGAUACCAGUUCCUGAUUGGUGGAGAGCAAAAUUCGACUACGAUCUUCAAGAUCAUCCUCCAAUCAUAGAUCCUUUGAGCGUGUCACUUAAUGCUAGAACACGUAGCUGUUUGUUCACUGUUCCACACAGUGACACAAAUGCUGAAGGGCGCACGCGCUGUGCAGCGUACAUGAAGUAUUUCCUGGAUGCAGCUAGCAUAGCAGCUCACCAAGGAUUCUUCGAUUCAAUAACAAAUAGUGCGGACAUACAAAAUCAGCCAAUCAGGAGGAUCAGUAUGUUGUACACAGCUGCCAGCCAGUGGGGUGACACCUUGACGACGAAAAUAUGGGAAGAUGUUGUCAAAGAGGAAAUAUUGUGUAACGUGUCGAGAGACGAAGAACUCUUGUGGGCAGCCAGUUUAAAAUAUCACAAGAAAGAAACAGAAAUAUGAUAUUGUUCAUAGAAGGAGCUAUUCUUUUUAGGACUAUUAUCAGUAUUAGAGAAGGGACACUUUCUAUACUGCAGAUUCUAGUGCUGAAAAUUCGCUGAGACCACUGUGGGUUUCAAACCACCGACCUCAGAGUCAGGCACAAAAUCGCCAGCAAUACAGGUCAACCAUCUAGUGCUAUAUUCAGAAAGUGUAAAUCCCUAAUAAAAAUAAUACUGCUACUUAAAAUCCACUUACUAAGUGACAUCUAUACCAGCCUGUUCAUGACUGUUUUCUCCCUGGGGUAAAACAGUUGGUCAUAUCCCACGUUUAAGUAUUCAGGUUUAAGCUUGAGUAGGCAUCUUUUUCUGGUGUACUGUUCUUAUAAAGCACUUGACCAUCAAAGUGCGGUACAUAUCACAGGAACAAAAAGUAUGUGCACAUUGGAACAGAAAAAUAGGCUGUACAACUUGGACCUUAAUAGCUUGGGGUGAAAAGUUUGCCCCUUAUAAGGCAGAAAAUACUGAAUUUCUGGUGAAGUGCUUCUGAAAUACAAA